CACGUUGCUAAAAGCAGGUGGAGACUGGAAAAAGCCUGUAAGUGUAUUUUCGCUCUUCCUUGUCACGCUCCGACAGCUCGCUUACACUAUUGUUUUUGUGACACGUCUCAAAGUGAUUAGCAUAUGAGAGGUUUGCCGAUGUAUUGAAUUCAACCGAGCUCUGCACAAACCCAGUAUAGUGUCUGGUAAUCGUAGGCUUGUGCCAAUGGCGACGUCUGUGGCAGCAGAGAAAGCGGACAAAUCCGCCGAAAAUCAGGGGAAACCUGGCGUUGAAGCGAUUGUUCCAUCUCCAAAUGAACAGAAGCCAUCAGCGAAGAAGACAGAACUUGCAAUUUUGAACUUUGUGAUAAAAUAUCUGAAGUUAGUCGGAGGUGCUUUGCUGAUCUGGUUUAUGGGGUGGUUUGGAUUGAGUUACGUCUGGAUCAUCUGCGGCUUUUUCGUGUAUGUUUUAUGGCGUAUGAAUCAGGACGAACGAAAGACUAGGAGACAGGCGUUCAGGGAAGCUGUAGAACGCGAGCAAGAAGUAGUUGAGGCGCGAAUGGAAGAUCUGCCAUCUUGGGUUUUCUUUCCUGAUGUGGAAAGAGCAGAAUGGCUCAACAAGAUGCUGGUUCAACUGUGGCCGUAUAUCAAUGACAUGGUGGUAAAGAUCCUAAAGGAACAAGUGGAACCAGAAAUUCAGAAGAAUGUGCCUGGAUUUUUGAGCUCCAUUUAUUUCAAAGAAAUCUCUCUUGGUGAAGUGCCUCCCCGUAUUGGUGGAAUCAAGACAUACACUAAUAAUGUGGACCGUAAUGAGAUAAUCAUGGAUAUUGAUUUAAUUUAUGCUGGGGAUUCAGACUUUGAGUUAUCUGUCAAGGGUGUCAGUGUUGGCAUUGAAGAUCUCCAGCUUCGUGGAAGUCUGCGUGUGAUUCUGCGCCCUCUCAUCCCAGCUGCUCCUCUCGUGGGUGGGGUGUCAGUCUUCUUUCUUAACAGACCUGACAUCGACUUUGACUUAACAAACAUGGCAAAUAUUCUUGAUAUUCCUGGUCUGAGUGACAUUAUCCGUGGGGUAAUAGAUGAUGUUGUAGCAGGAUUUGUGGUUCUUCCAAACAGGAUCACAGUACCUUUGACUGAUGUUGAUCCUUAUGAACUGAAAUACCCCAUGCCUGAUGGUCUUCUUCGCAUUGAAGUCCUGGAAGCUAAAGACUUGAUCAAGAAAGACAUUGGUAUCAUAUCUAAGGGUUCUUCAGAUCCAUAUGUUAUUCUCAGAGUGGGAGCCAAGACAUUCCGCACAAAGACAAAGGACAGCACAGUGAAUCCAAUAUGGAAUGAAGUGUUUGAGGCCUUUGUGGACAACUCACAUGGUCAGAAAAUAAAGAUUGGUGUCUUUGACGAGGACAAAGCAUCUGAUGAUGAAUCUCUUGGAACUGUUGAGGCUGAUAUUGGUACCAUUGUCCAACAAGGCAAUGUUGAUUUGUGGCUUCCACUAGAGAAUGUGAAGAGUGGCCAGAUCAACUUGAGAUGCACAUGGUUCACACUGACUGCCAAACCAGAUGAUCUCUCACCACCUGACCAAGCUGUUAUUGGUGAGGAGAUGUUAGCAACAGCAGCUCUUUUUGUUAAACUGGACUCAGCCAAGAAUCUUCCAGUGACAAAUGCUGCCCGUGGUACCACAAGUGCAUUCUGCAAACUUACUGUUGGAAAUGUCACUUUCCAGAGCAAGACCAUUCAAGACUCCAUCAGUCCAGUGUGGGAAGAACCAUUCCGCUUCAUGAUCCAUGAUCCUAACUAUCAGGAAUUGGAUAUUGAGAUUUUUGACAGCAGCAAGGAGAAAAGCAUUGGCAAACUGGAGUUCCCCUUGGCUCAGCUUCUGAAGAAUGAGAACAUGACAUUUGAACAACCUUUCCCCUUGAAGGAUUCAGGCCACAACAGUACUUUGACUUGCAGGUUUACAUUGAAGGCAUUGUUUACAAGAGAUGAUGACACAUCAGACGAAGAAGAAGACGACACUGACCAACCAGAUGUGAUUGCCGCUGAUGAACUGUCAGGUGGUGCAAGCAAGCAAAGCGAGGAAAGCACUGUGAGACGAAGGAAGCCUGCCCCCAAGGUUCAAAGGACAGUGUCUGGUGACAUUCGCCUCACCACGCGCUAUAACAAACAAGGAAGCAAGUUUGAGGUCAUUGUUCACCAAGCAAGGAAAUUGCUGGCUUGUGAUUCAGAUGGUCUUUCUGACCCGUAUGUCCGUGCUUACCUGCUUCCUGACAAGUCUCGAAGUGGCCGCAGACGAACUGAUGUCAAGAAAAACACCCUCGAGCCAGACUUUGAAGAAAUGUUUGAAUGGAGUGUCCCUGAGGAUAAAGUGAAGGAACACACUUUGGACAUUACUGUCAAGAAUGAUGUGUCUUUCUUCUCAAAGAGCAAAACUUCUAUGGGCCAGGUUCUGCUCGACCUUGGUAAACUGGAUUUGUCUCAGCCUGUCACUGAAUGGUACAUGCUGCGUGAUGAGAAGAAGGAAGAUGAUGACUGAGGAAUUAACCAGUGUGGAAGAUAUGUCAUUGACAACACUCAUAAUACCAGAGCACUGAAAGAGAACUGUAGUACAUUAGAGGGGAAAAAUUUAAAAUAAAACAUCAAGUGGGAGAAUGAAUUAGAGACAGAACAGUCUGUUGAAAAGAAAUUCUGGGAUAACUGUAGUUAAAAGCUCUUGCUUUCCAUCCACCCUAUUUCCUAUGGCAUCGAAGUACACGGUAAUCAAGUCUUGCAAAUGCUUUUUCUUUGUUUACCUACUGCUACAACAAGUAGUUCUGCAGUAGCUUAGGGUUUUAGACUCAAGUAUUAACUAAGUAGUAGUCUCUGCCUAAACCAUAAAUCUGUGGCCUUCAGUCAAAAGGAAAUAAUAUUUUUAAAAGAUGCGUCUCGUAAUUUAUAACCGUAUAGUUCAAAGUAGUUAGGUAGUUUUCAUCUUCUCAAACAGCUUUGUCAAACAUGCACUUAAUUUAUAAAUGGGUACCUGUAUUUAAAUAUCUUCAUUAAAAUAUCUCAGAUAUGCUGAACAAAUGGAGAUGACCGUAAACAGUUGUAUCUGUGCAUUUGUUUGUCUUCACACUUAAAUUCAUAAAAGAGACAGUACAUUAAGAGUUUGAUCCAUUACUAAACUGAGGUUUUACAACAAGUGGUGAACGAGUCAGACAACUGAACUUUCUUCGUCUAUGUAUUGUAGCAUUUUAAGUAGUAUUGUUGUGUUCUAGAUUCCCAUUGAUGUUUUUUGCACUAUUUGUAAGAGAACAUAAUUGUGAAAAUUGCUGACAGGGGUGAUAAUGAUUAAAUAAAUGUAUGUGUGCAAA
This is a messenger RNA of Pocillopora damicornis (cauliflower coral), 3320 nucleotides long. Its product is annotated as extended synaptotagmin-2. Gene Ontology annotation, molecular function: calcium-dependent phospholipid binding; phosphatidylethanolamine binding; phosphatidylinositol binding. The record is from RefSeq and is a predicted model, not a curated record. Gene Ontology annotation, biological process: lipid transport. Lineage: Eukaryota; Metazoa; Cnidaria; Anthozoa; Scleractinia; Pocilloporidae. Gene Ontology annotation, cellular component: endoplasmic reticulum membrane.